Messenger RNA from Bombus impatiens (common eastern bumble bee), 700 nucleotides. RefSeq lists its product as uncharacterized. The record is from RefSeq and is a predicted model, not a curated record. The transcript is spliced from 4 exons. Bases 12 to 674 code for a protein of 220 amino acids. Lineage: Eukaryota; Metazoa; Arthropoda; Insecta; Hymenoptera; Apidae.
AGGUACUAAGCAUGAAUUCCAAAGUAUGUGGCGUCCUGAUUUCAUUUUGGUUACGUUUAAUUUUUUUUUGGACGGUUGGUGCUACGGAAGGAAGAAUCCCCGUAUCUAAAGGGUUCUUGGCUUAUAGAACUGUUCAGACGUUUCAGACAUAUUGUACCUGUAAUACAUCUUAUUCUUGCUCCUGCUGUCAAAGUGUUUUUAUUUUAUACACCAAAGCUGAAAAAAAGCUUUGCGUUAAUCUUACUUAUCAAAGAAAUGGGCUAAAUAUUGAUGUGGCGUUGAACUCCGAUACAUUAAGAAGUAGAACAAUCACAAACUAUAAGCCAUUAAAGUUCUGCACUAAUAUACCAGGAUGUUACUUUUCAUCUGCAUGUGUAAAUAUAUUGGAACUCAAUAAAUUUCCCAGAUCAAUCACUGCUUGCCUUCGACUGGAUAUCUUCUCUAAGAAACGACUAUGGCAAUUAAAUUACGACUGCGUUAGCAUAUCGAUGGAGUUGCCUACAAUACCAGGUAACGGAACGACGUCGACGACAAUGAACGCAGGAAUGACAUCGGCAAUGAGCACUCAAACGACGACGAUGAGAGCGGUGGAAACUGAAGAAACUACAUCAACGGAUGUAGAAAUAAUAACAGUACCAGGAAGUAGACCAACAACAGUCGUAGAUAUUGAUUAACUAAAUAUUAUAAGAAAUAUGACAAU